AAAAAAAUAAAUAAACCAACUCAAAAUAUUAAGUUUUUGAUGCUCAGAUUUGUUGCACCAUUAUAUGUAUUUACACCUGUAUGUAAUAUUUUUCCUAAAAAAUGUGGAAUAUCUUAUUGGUUUUCACUAUAAUAUUUAAGAUAACUACAUCCAUUGUCAUCGAAUUGCCAAAAGGAAAAAUUGAGGGUUUAACUAACACAACCAGAAAUGGAACAACCUACCACAGCUUCUUAGCUCUCAGAUACGCCCAACCACCUAUUGGAAAAUUAAGAUUUAAACCUCCAGUUCCCGUAGAACCUUGGAUUGAUACUUACGAUGGUAGAGCAGAAAAGUUCAUUUGCUACCAAGUGAAACGGGACAGUUACAAAGAAAACGAAGAUUGUCUCUUCUUGAACGUUUUUACCCCGGUGGACUUAAACAGUUCUUUUACAGCUAAUAGGACUGUUAUGGUGUGGAUUCAUGGUGGAGGGUUUAUAGCUGGAGCCGGCUACAUGAUCGAAGGAGGAGCAGGACCGAAAUUUUUUAUGGAUCAAGGAAUUGUGCUGGUUUCUAUCAAUUACAGACUAGGUCCCUUCGGCUUUUUGUCGACUGGUGAUAUUGUAAUGCCAGGUAAUGCUGGUUUAAAAGACCAAGUGCUUGCGUUAAAAUGGGUCCAGGACAAUAUUGCAUAUUUCGGCGGCGAUCCUGAUAAAGUUACUAUAUUUGGACAAAGUGCUGGAUCUGCCUCAGUAUCUUACCAGCUAUUAAGUCCAUUAUCCAAGGGAUUGUAUCGAGGCGCAAUACUCGAAAGUGGGUCAGCGCUCUCGCCUUGGGCUUAUCAAAGAAAUGAAACUGAAAUAACUUUUAUGACUGCCCAGUUGAUCAAUAGCAGUUUCACAAGCCGAAACACCACUGAGGUACUUCAGUUUCUUCAAAGCGCUUCAGCUAUAGAUAUCGACAAUGCAUCGUUUGUUGUAUCAGCUUCAUUUGAUAACCCUGCCACCGCUCAAAUUUCGAAAGGUUUCGUGUAUGCUCCUGUAAUAGAAGUUCCCCAUGAAGAAGCAUUUUUAACGGAAAAGCAAUGGGGAUUAUUUGAAAGUGGUCGUUAUAACAAAGUCCCCAUCUUUAUAGGAAUGAACAGUGAAGAAUCAAUGACGCUAAUGCAUGCAAAUUCGACUGAAACCUGGGAUGCUUAUGAUAAUAAUCCAAGCAUUAUGGUGCCAUAUGAUCUACAUAUAAAUAAUACGGAUAUUAAGAAGUCAAUAGGUUGGGAAAUUUGGAACCAAUUCACUGAUGGUGAGGGUUUUAAUAAUGAUCUCGUAAAAGGAAUUAGGUACCACAGCGUCCACGAUUUCGAUAAGGCGUCAAUUAAGCAAGCUGAAUUAAUGUCGAAUCAUAGCGAUGUAUAUUUUUAUCAGUUUUCAUAUAGCGGAUUAAUGGGGUAUUUUGGUUAUAGAUUAGCAGGCUGUGGCAACGUUUCUCAUGCAGAAGAAUUGUAUUAUUUGUUUAGCAAGUGGUAUAGUAAUGAUAUUCCUGACAAUACUGACAUGUCUUACUUUCCUGAAGCAGAUCAAAAGGUGCAUUUUAGGAUUAUGGCUUUGUGGACCAAUUUUGCUAAAUAUUUGAAUCCAACACCACCUUUUGUUGAUGUAGAUCUCUUGCAAAAUGUGACCUGGGAACUUGUAAAGCCUAAUGAGUUUAGAUACCUGGAUAUUGGGAAGGAUUUGAUUAUGAUGACAGGUUAUCCCAAGGAAAAAAAAUACUUAUUUUGGGAUACUUUAUACAAAAAAUAUGCUGUUCCGCCAUUAGAUACAUUUUAAAGCUGUGUUUAAUAGAUUUUAAUAUUUAAAAGUUUCCAUGAAAACUGAGUAAUUUUAAUCGAUAAGAAACAUUAUCUAAAAAAAAUAUAAAGCCAUUCAACGUAUUUGGCUAAAAAAACUAUUGUUUUUAGGUGCAGUCGUUGCAAAGUAAUACGAUAUUCCUGGUUAAAAAAAUCCUAUGUAGUUGUUUAAAACAGAAUGGGAAAUUAGGCAAAAUUUAAUAACACCGUUUAAAAUAAUCUUUUAUUCUUAUUUAUUUACCUAAAAUAUUACAUUAAUACAUUAAACAGUUUAAGGCCUUUUUAAUUGUUUUCAUUAUUUCUUGUUGUAUUUUUGGACGGAUACUGGACGCCGUAUAAAAAAAUAUAUAAUUACUAAAAUUGCACUCAAAACUUUAAAAUAUAAAAAUCGUUUAUAAAUAAAAGAGAAGUAAUGGUA
Anthonomus grandis grandis is the source of this 2237-nucleotide messenger RNA. Its product is annotated as venom carboxylesterase-6-like. The record is from RefSeq and is a predicted model, not a curated record. Bases 102 to 1799 code for a protein of 565 amino acids. NCBI's taxonomy places the organism in Eukaryota, Metazoa, Arthropoda, Insecta, Coleoptera, Curculionidae. The transcript has 2 exons.